AUGGCGCUGGAACCGACAAUUCAUCCAGGAGAUGACAAUAUCAAUCAAAAGACAAAAUCACCUAACUUAAGCUCGCCGCAAAGUAGCAGCGCUACCAGCAGCAAUGGUAAAACCAACAACAAUAAUAAUAACAGCAGCAGUAGCAGUAGCACAUCGCCGACUUUAUCAUCAGCUAUUGGCCAAAGUAAGGCUAGAGAAGUAAAUACAACCAUCAACAACCAACUAUCAGCAAGAAAAUCGUUCACGAUCUCCAAAACUUCGACUAUGAUGAACCAAACAUACAAUGAGGAGGUAUCUUUAUCUGCGUUGGAAAAAGGCUUUCAAGCAAAAAUCUUCCCCAACAAUAAUGUGUUACCAAAAAUUAAAGUCCUAGUUGUCGAAGAUAAUGUUAUUAACCAGAUUAUUUUGUCCAAUUUCUUAAGAAAAAAUAAUAUCACUUUUACAUUGAUCUCUAAUGGUCGAGAUGCCUUAAAAGAAUGGAGAAAAGGGGGCUACCAAUUAAUUCUAAUGGAUAUCCAAUUACCAUUUAUUAGUGGGAUUUAUUGUGCCAAAGAAAUUCGAAGAUUGGAGUCGGUAAAUGGUGUUGGGGUGUCAAAUCAUAAAGAAAUUCAUCAUUUGGCUCAAAAGAUGAUCAAUAAUACUCUGUCACCACCAACCAGCUCACAUGGAUCACUGGACUCCAAGACGAGCAAAUCCUCUAAGGCUCCAGAAUCCAAACCACUACUACCAUCAUCAUCAUCAUCAUCCUCAUCAUCAUCUUCUUCUUCUUCUUCUUCUUCCACUUUCCCUGCUACCACCACGGAUUCAGUCAUUGCCGAAGAACUCAAAAGAGAAGAUUCUCCUAAUCCAUUGACUGAUCAAACAUCCUCAGAUAAACUAGAGGUCCUGAAAUUCAAGCAGCCAGUAAUCAUUGUCGCCUUGACCGCCAAUUCCUUCACCGAGGAUCGAGACAAUGCAUUAGCGGCGGGGUGUAAUGAUUUUUUGGUCAAGCCAGUGAAUUUACUUUGGUUAGGUAAGAAGUUUGCCGAAUGGGGCUGUAUGCAAGCUUUAAUCAAUUUCGAUGAUUGGGAAGGGGUCAGUCGCAGACAAACUUGUAUGACCACAAACUCCGCUGCCAUAUCUUCUUCAUCUGCCAACUCGGCUGCUAAAACUAAAGACAGUCUUACGCAGGCAAGAAUUGACAACCGACUAAGAAGACUUCUUUGGCAAGUUCAGCAGCAGCAGCAUCAGCAACAGCCAAAACAACCAAAACAACAACUAUAG
Molecule: messenger RNA, 1263 nt
Organism: Saccharomycopsis crataegensis
Lineage: Eukaryota; Fungi; Ascomycota; Saccharomycetes; Ascoideales; Saccharomycopsidaceae
Gene: SSK1
Product: mitogen-activated protein kinase kinase kinase SSK1
Exons: 1
Coding region: 1-1263 (420 amino acids)
Biological process (GO): phosphorelay signal transduction system
Source: RefSeq, a predicted model, not a curated record